UCCUCCCAGAGUUUCCACCAUCCUGCCUAAACACGUGGAGCUCACACGAAGAGAUCAGAUCAUCUAGGAGGGCUGAAGUGGGGAACUCACCAAGUUACCUGCCUCCAUGGGACCACAGUCACAGCUCUAAGCUUGAGACUCCAUCUCAACUUCCAGACUGCUAAAAAAUGAAAUGUCGAGUUUGCCAAGUUAUGUCAAUUGGUUCCACUAAACCUAGUAGCUUAAAUGUAAAGAGUAAAUGUAAAAAUAAAUUUACGUCUAACAUAACAAGGUAUACAGUAAUCCCCGUUUAUCACGGGAGUCAUGUUCUAAAAACCACCUACAACAGGCAAAAUCUGCUAAGUCAGCUUCAUUUUGUACAAAUAUUAUAGAUAUUUGUAGGGUACAAAGCUACUAUUGUGUCACACACACACACACACACACACACACACACACACACACACACACACACACACAUGAAAAUACACCAGAAUGUCCAUUCCUCAACUGUUUUAUUCCCAGCAUUUGUGCAUAUUUGCACUCAUUCCAACAUUUUGGUCUCAUUGUAAUGUUGUAGGGAGAAGAUAACUUGUUUAAUUAAGGCUCAUCUAGAAAAUAAAACCGGGUACAGCUCGUGUGUUAGUGGAGUCAUGUUUCUAGACGGUAAUUUUUUCCUUUUACUUGAUUAUAAAUAUGCUGAAGGAGUGCUACGUUUACCUGUGAUAUAUUUUCAGCAGUAAUGAAACAUAUACAUUCUUUUGUUUCCUUUGAGGUCCUUUGAGGAUCUCUGCGUUGUUGAUUGUAGACAAUUACUGAAAAACCGAUCUCUAGCCUCCUUCAGAAGUUAUUUCCUGUAAGGGAUGUGUUCGUCCUUGUUCUUUUUAUCCAUCCUUUUCACUCUUGUGCGGCUUCCCCUAGCAACGCGAGUCAUACACCUAAAAUGGCGCUAAGGGGGUGUGGUUGACGUGUAGGUCACGUGUCUGACAAGGACCAAUCACGCUUUACAUUUAGACGACUAGGUUUAAUGGAACCAGUUGACAUAAGUUGGUUAAGUUAAUUCAACAUUUCAUUUGUUAGAGUGUAUUGUGCAGCCUUGUCUCCACAUUAGGCCUGUGGAUGCAACAUUGUCCCGUAAGUGCUUUAACUCUCUCAGUUUUCAGUUCACCCACUUGCUCAAGCCUGCCACUGGUCAGACUGUCUGCUGCGUGCUUUUUUGCAGUAACUGGAACACUCCUCGUGAUUUUAGUCAGGAAAAGUCACCAAUUGUGAUGUAAAACUACUAGUCCAGAGCCAUGCUGUGCAUUGACAAUUAUUAUGUGUUAUACAGUACUAAAAAUAUCCAUAUCCUGUCCAUUUGUACACCCGCAUACUGUAAGUAUUGCUUAUUUAGUUCACUUUUUAAAUGUUGUAAAGCACUGCUGCUGCAACAUUUCCCUGAUGAGGAACAAUUUCAUAGGCAUAUUUUUGUUUCUUUCCAACUGAAAAACAAUGUUUAUUUUCAUAUGUUGGGUUUUCAGGAUUUUAUAUGUUUAACUUCAUGAGUUUGUGUUGGAGAUGUGACAUCAGAAUGAGUUUAGGCUGCUUUGUUUCCCAGAGAAUCACAAAGAGAAGGGUGUUUUCAGGGUUUCUGAACAGCUGUUUUUCUAUUUAUUUUGCAAUAAUUUGACAUCUUUUUGCAUGAAAUCAGGACAGUAUGCCUCUGCUUCUCAACCACACAAGUAUUUCAUGUAUCUAUUUUAUUUUAAAUUAAAGUUGAACACAGUUUGAAUGAAACUUGACUCUCGAUGCCUCUAAAAUUUGCAUGAGCUCAUGUGGCGAUAUACUCCAAUGUUUUUUUUUUGUCACUUCCCUGAAUAAUAAUGUGGAUAAAUGUUUCUACUUAGUGCAAAUAAAAUGUCUUCACAUUCACUCUCACACUUUUUAGCAGCUUGCAACGGGAGCAGCACAUUCAAACGUUUGUGUGCGUGCCUGUGUGUGUGUGUGAGUGAGGGUGCGUCAGAGGAAAAAGGAAGUUGCGGGAUGAAGUUAAAAGCCAUCGACACAGUGCAAUUUUGCAGAACACCCACCACGGAAGAGCAGAGCAGAGCGCCUGAGCCUGAACACGGUGUAAUGAAAGCUAGAGCAGGAGCCGAACUGCAAGAAAGCUGCUGUGCAACGUGUGAGGAGAAAUUCGUAAAGCAACCGUAACCAUCAAGCAACCGUCAUAAGGCAAAGAUGGAGAUGUGGCGGCAGUGUGCAAUGUGGCUGAUUGAUUGUCGGGUUCUUCCUGAGAAUCAUCGAGUCACAUGGGAGGGUGCACAGGUGUGUGACCUGGCUCAGGCCCUUAGAGAUGGUGUACUGCUCUGCCAGCUGCUCAACAACCUGCUGCCUCAGGCUGUCAACCUGAGAGAGAUCAACCUGCGGCCGCAGAUGUCCCAGUUCCUGUGCCUGAAGAACAUUCGAACAUUUCUGGGAGUUUGUCAAGAGCGGUUUCAUCUGAAGAAGAAUGAGUUGUUUGAAGCUUUUGAACUGUUUGAUGUGCGAGACUUUGGAAAGGUCAUAAACACUCUGUCCAUCCUGUCCCAUUCUGCUGUGGCUGUGCAAAAAGGAUUUAUGCCUUUUCCUUUGGAUGGAUCUGCUCCUGACGAUGAGAUCUACAGCGGCCUGUCAGACCAGAUAGAUGACACUGUGGAUGAGGAUGACGACUUGUAUGAUUUUGUGGAGGAUGAAGACAAUGAAGGCGAUGGGAUUUAUGAAGAUUUGAUGAAAACAGACGAACAGCCUGAAACUCAACAGAAAACUGGAGUUGACAAGCGAGAAUGCUGCCUGCAGGAAAUCCGACAGACCGAAGAGAAAUACACUGAUACACUGGAAUCGAUCUUAAAGCACUUUAUGAAGCCUCUUGAAAGGUAUCUCCAGACUCAAGACAUUGAAAACAUCUUCAUCAACGUGAAGGAGUUGGCUAGCACGCACCGUAGUUUGCUGGACGAAGUACGGAAUUCCAUUUUAAUGGAAGGUGCCAAGACUCUACACCAGGUGUUUGUGAAUUACAAGGAGAGGCUCUUGCUGUAUGGUCAUUACUGCAGUCAGGUGGAAGCAGCAACCAAACACCUGGACAAGCUCUCCAGUAUGAGGGAGGACGUCAGGAUGAAGUUGGAGGAGUGUUCAAACAGAGCAAACAGCGGCCGAUUUUCUCUCAGAGAUCUACUCAUGGUUCCAAUGCAGAGAGUCCUCAAAUACCACCUGCUGUUACAGGAGCUAAUGAAACACACCAAUGACCCCACAGACAAAGAGAACCUCCGAACAGCCCUGGAUGCCAUGAGAGACUUGGCGCAGUGUGUGAAUGAAGUGAAACGAGACAACGAGAUCAUCAAACAAAUCACCAGCUUCCAGAUGUCAAUAGAGAACUUGACUCAGUCUUUGGCUGUCUUUGGUCGGCCGAAGAUUGACGGGGAGCUGAAGGUCUGCAGCAUGGAGAAGAAGUCUAAACAGGACAGGUACGCGUUCCUUUUUGAUAAAGCUGUGAUCAUUUGUAAAAAGAAGAGCGGAGAGACAUUUGACCUCAAAGAGAUCAUUGAACUAAAUCACUACCAGAUAAGAGAUGAAACCACAGGAGAGAAGGACAAUAAAAAGUGGUCAUAUCUGUUCCUCCUCUUGGAUUGCUAUGGAAAGUGUGGCUACGAUUUCUUCUUCAAAACCAGAGAACUGAAGAAAAAGUGGCUGGAACAGUUUGAGAUGGCUUUGUCAAACAUGUGUCCUGAGAAUGCCAACGCAAACAAUCACGACUUCCAGAUGUUCUGCUUUGAGGAAACCACGUCCUGCAAGGCCUGUUCGAUGCUCUUAAGAGGGACCUUUUUUCAAGGCUAUCAAUGCACUCGAUGUAAAAUGGCAGCGCAUAAAGAGUGUUUAGGCAGAGUGCCGGCAUGUGGACGGAUCUCAGAUUUUUCUGCCACUGUGAGAAAAAAUAAAACGCACAAGUCUCCUGCCCAGUCCAGCUUUGGUUUUCCUAAGAUGGAGGUUUGUCAGGAGUAUUAUGGCUUGCCACCACCCCCGGUGGGCUUCGGACAGCCUCUUCAACUCUUGAGAGGUGACAUCAUCGAGCUGACCCGGGCUGAUAUUGACCUGACCUGGUGGGAGGGCAGAAACCUGACAGUUGGCCAGGUGGGAUGGUUCCCCUGCCAGAGAGUCCAACCCUACAUCUCUAGACCAGCCCCAGACCUGUCUGACUUCCUCUGGUUUGCGGGAAACAUGGAUCGCACCGCUGCCAAAAACCUGUUAAUGUCGCGGUCUGAUGGGACCUUCCUGGUACGGCAGAAGGAUGCAGGAGAAUUUGCAAUCAGCAUCAAGUUCAACAUGGACAUCAAACACAUUAAGAUCACCUGUAUUGAGGGCCUGUAUCGCAUUAACGACAAAAAGGCCUUCAAGAGUUUGAUCGAGAUGAUUGAGUUUUACCAGCAGAACUCUUUAAAGGAGUACUUCAGGGACGUGGACACCACGCUGCACACACCUUACAAACAACCAGAGCAAAGCAACUCCUCUAACAACACACCAAACACCACACCAGGGGGCAGCAUAAAGAGCUUCGGUGUUGCGAGAGCCAGGUACGACUACUCAGCCAGGGACCGCACAGAGCUCUCACUGAGGGAGGGGGACACGAUCAAGAUCCUCUCCAAGAAGGGUCACAGCGGCUGGUGGAGAGGAGAAGUUUACGGACGGGUGGGGUUGUUUCCAUCCAACUACGUGGAUGAGGAUUUCUCAGAUUACUGCUGACGAGCUCCUACUCGUCAACUCAGUCUCUGUGUGAAAGGGCCUGAGUGCAUUAAGGCAUAAAUGCAUGCAUGUGUGAUUGUGUGUGUGUUGGACUGGUAGUGAAUGCCCAGUGAUGUGAAUAAAUCUUUAUUCAGCUG
Molecule: messenger RNA, 4865 nt
Organism: Nothobranchius furzeri (turquoise killifish)
Lineage: Eukaryota; Metazoa; Chordata; Actinopteri; Cyprinodontiformes; Nothobranchiidae
Product: proto-oncogene vav
Biological process (GO): intracellular signal transduction; regulation of GTPase activity; cell migration
Cellular component (GO): cytoplasm
Molecular function (GO): protein binding; guanyl-nucleotide exchange factor activity
Source: RefSeq, a predicted model, not a curated record